Molecule: messenger RNA, 453 nt
Organism: Talaromyces rugulosus
Lineage: Eukaryota; Fungi; Ascomycota; Eurotiomycetes; Eurotiales; Trichocomaceae
Exons: 2
Coding region: 1-453 (150 amino acids)
Biological process (GO): fatty acid metabolic process
Molecular function (GO): FAD binding; oleate hydratase activity
Source: RefSeq, a predicted model, not a curated record
AUGGGUGAGAAUAAGAGCAGUAUAUCGUCAAUUGGAAAUGAUCAGUGGAGCGAUGUGGAAGCCUGGCUGAUCGAUAGUGGAAUUGCAUCCGUCACAGCAGCGGUGCAUUUGAUCAAGGAUGCUGGCGUUCUAGGAUCCAAUACUCACAUCCUAGAUGAGAAUACAGACUUGGGCGGGGUAUGGAAUCUUUCGGGAAUACUCAGCAACGUUACUUUCUUCCAUUUGAAUGCCACGCAUAUUUCCAUGAGUGCUCUAACGCGAGCUGUUAAACGAGGGGAUUCCGGACUAGAAGUAGUUCCCAUGGAGGAUAUCAACAUUGGGAUUAAGUAUCGACUGGAAUUGAUUAAACUGCUUCUGCAAAGUGAGGAAGAGCUAGAAUCGAAGACUAUUGACGGGUUCUUUGAUACAACUUUCGUCGAAACAGUAUUCUGGAUGCUAUGGUCAACAACAUAG